This is a messenger RNA of Merops nubicus (carmine bee-eater), 1159 nucleotides long. Its product is annotated as laminin subunit gamma-2-like. The transcript has 8 exons. NCBI's taxonomy places the organism in Eukaryota, Metazoa, Chordata, Aves, Coraciiformes, Meropidae. The record is from RefSeq and is a predicted model, not a curated record. The annotation marks the transcript as partial.
GUACGAGGAGCUGAAGUCGCUGGCUGGAGGCCUGACAGCUGAUGCUGAUGGGAUGGCCUCCAAGGCAGACAAGGCUUAUCAAAGCAGCCUGGUGCUCCUCAGCUCCCUGUCCCACCUGAUGAAGACUGAUAUUGGAUCCUUUGAGGGGGAGGCAACCCGGCUGAAGCAGGAUGCCAGCGCUCUCCUCAGCCUGGUGGACACCUACAUGGCACAGUACAGGCAGCUGCAGAGCCGCACAGGGCGCUGGGAGGAAGAAAUCAAGCAGCUGCUGCGGAGGGGAGAGGGCGAGAGACUGACGCUGACGCAGCUGCUGUCCCGAGCCAACCUCGCCAGGAGCACAGCCCUGCAAGCCGUGAGCGCUGGCAAUGCCACCUUCUAUGAGGUGGAGCAGAUCCUGAAGAGCCUCCGGGAGUUUAACCUGCAAGCAGAUGACAAGAGAAGGGAAGCCGAAGAUGCCAUGAGGAGGCUACCAAUCAUAAGCAGCAUGGUCGCAAGUACCAAGGAGAAGACAGACCGAGCUGAAGCGACCCUGGGCAGUGCUGCUUCCGAGGCCAAGGCAGCCAGCAGCGCGGCAGGGAAAGCAAAGGAGAUCACCAUGGGGAUCCAGCAGUGGCUAUUGCAGAUCGCAGAGCUGGCUGUAGAUGAGCGGGAGAUCACACGGCUGAGGGUGGAAGCCAACAAGACGGCUGAUGGUGUCCUCGCCCUGGAGAAGGCAGUGGCUGCCCUGCAGCGUGAGGCCAAGGAAGUGGAUGGGGAAUUUGAGAGGAAGCUCUUGGAAAUUGAGGCAGAUGCUGCUGUGAUACAGGAGGUGGCUCAGGAAGCUCAGGAGGUCCACGCCAAGGCUGGCCAGGCAGGUGUGGUUGUGCAGGAGACCUUGAGUGCCCUGGAAGAGCUGCUGCGGCUGAUGAACCAGCCUGGUGCUGUGGAUGAGGAUGGCCUGAAGCAGCUCGAGAUGAAUUUCAGGAAAGCCAAAACUAGAAGCAGCCAGCUGAAGGAUGAGAUGUCGGAGCUGGAGCAGACAGCCACGCUGCAGAAGGCUCGGGUGCGGACGCUGGAGAGCGGCAUCGAUGAGAUCCUGGCAGAUAUUAAGAACCUGGAGGAUAUCGAGAAGAGUCUUCCUGCAGGCUGUUACAACACAAAAGCCAUCGAGUUGCCAUGA